GGACAGUGGGACGCUGUAGGACACCGAUCACCUGCUUUGUUUUAUACUGUACAUAUAUACACACAGAGGGGAGCGAGAUCAGUUGUCAUAGUUGUUAGGCAUUCCACUCAGUAGUGUUUAUUUUUAGCUCAUGGCUAUGAUCCCCUUUGAUCUGGACCUGUGCAAUUGUGGUCGAGGGAGAGAUUGUGUUCCCGUCUUACUCUAGUUCACCAAACUCUACAGCACAGAUAAAACGAGAAGGACCCCCUCAAUGGGAAAUUACAAAUCAAGACCAUCUCAGACAUGUACAGAUGAAUGGAAGAAGAAAGUUGGCGAGUCAUACUCUGUGAUCAUUGAGAAGUUGGAAGACGACUUCCAGCUGAAAGACAGCGAGCUGGUGGAUCUUAAGCUCGCUUUCAGCUCCGAUGAAGCUUUUCAGAAGGUGAAUGUGAGCUACCGAACAGAGAAGGGGCUGUCGCUGCUGCAUCUCUGCUGCGUGUGUGGAGGGAACAAGGCCCAUAUGCGCACCCUGAUACUCAAAGGCCUGCGUCCUUCAAGACUGACCAGGAAUGGAUUCACUGCUCUCCACCUGGCUGCUUACAAGGAUAAUGCUGAGCUGGUGACUGCGCUUCUCCACGGUGGGUCAGAUGUGCAGCAGUUGGGAUAUGGUGCUCUCACAGCCCUUCAUGUUGCCACACUGGCUGGGCAUCAUGAGGCUGCAGACAUACUUCUACAGCAUGGAGCCUAUGUUAACGUUCAGGAUGCUGUCUUUUUUACCCCACUGCACAUUGCUUCCUACAAUGGCCACGAGCAGGUGACGAAGCUGCUGCUGAAGUUUGGGGCAGAUGUGAAUGCAAGUGGUGAGGUGGGUGAUCGCCCGCUGCAUCUGGCUGCUGCCAAGGGCUUUCUUGGUAUUGUCAAACUGCUGAUGAGUGAGGGAAGCAAAACUAACGUAAAUGCCCAAGACAAUGAAGAUCAUGUCCCCCUCCACUUCUGUGCUCGUUUUGGUCACCAUGAAGUUGUCCGCUUUCUUCUGCAGGGCAGCUUUGAUGUACAGCCUCACUCUGUGAACAUCUACGGGGAUACGCCGUUACACUUGGCCUGCUACAAUGGCAAAUUCACAGCCGUGAAGGAGUUAAUACAGUACUCUGGUACAGACAGCCUUUCAAAGGAGAAUAUAUUCAGUGAAACAGCACUUCACAGUGCAUGCACCUACGGGAAAGAUCUAGAGAUGGUCAAAUUCUUGUUGAGCCAGAAUGCCAUGAGCAUCAACUAUCAGGGCAGAGAUGGACACACAGCUCUGCACAGUGCCUGUUUCCAUGGCCAUAUCCGCCUGGUGCAAUUCUUGUUGGACAGUGGUGCAGACAUGAACCUCGUUGCCUGCGACCCCAGCAGGUCCAGUGGAGAGAAAGACGAACAAACAUGCCUCAUGUGGGCUUAUGAAAAAGGUCACGAUGCCAUAGUCACCUUAUUAAAACACUACAAACGUCCAGAUGACUCUCCUUGCAAUGAGUACUCUCAGCCAGGAGGGGAUGGCUCCUACGUCUCUGUUCCGUCUCCUCUAGGAAAGAUCAAAAGCAUGACUAAAGAGAAAGCAGAAGUUCUUGUGCUCAGGGCCAGUCUUCCAUCUCACUUCCACCUACAGCUGUCUGAGCUGGAGUUUAAUGAAAUUAUUGGAUCGGGCUCCUUCGGAAGAGUCUACAAAGGCAAAUGUAGAAAUAAAAUUGUGGCCAUAAAGCGUUAUCGAGCGAACACGUACUGUUCGAAGUCAGAUGUAGAUAUGUUCUGCAGAGAGGUUUCCAUCCUCUGUUGCCUCAAUCAUCCCUGUAUCAUCCAGUUUGUGGGAGCAUGUCUGGACGACCCCAGUCAGUUUGCCAUCGUUACCCAGUAUGUGUCUGGAGGCUCAUUGUUCUCCCUGCUGCAUGAGCAGAAGAGGCUUAUCGACCUGCAGUCCAAGCUCAUCAUUGCCAUUGAUGUGGCCAAGGGCAUGGAGUACCUGCACAACCUCACACAGCCUAUUAUCCACAGGGACCUCAACAGUCACAAUAUUCUGCUAUAUGAGGAUGGACACGCAGUGGUGGCUGAUUUCGGAGAAUCCAGAUUUCUACAGUCUGUUGAAGAGGACAACAUGACCAAGCAGCCGGGGAACCUGCGCUGGAUGGCUCCCGAGGUGUUCACCCAGUGUACUCGCUACUCAGUGAAGGCAGACAUGUUCAGCUACGCCCUCUGUCUGUGGGAGCUGCUGACAGGAGAAAUUCCCUUUGCUCACCUGAAGCCUGCUGCUGCAGCAGCAGACAUGGCCUAUCAUCACAUCCGGCCUCCUGUUGGUUACUCCAUUCCCAAACCCAUCUCUGCACUUCUGAUGAGGGGCUGGAACUCCUGCCCAGAGGACAGGCCUGAAUUCUCUGAAGUGGUUUCCAGCCUGGAGGAAUGCCUCUGCAAUGUUGAGCUGAUGUCUCCAGCUUCCAGCAACAGUAGCGGCUCCCUCUCUCCCUCCUCCUCGUCUGACUGUCUGCUCGGGCGAGGAGGACCCGGCCGGAGCCACGUGGCUGCCCUGCGCUCUCGUUUUGAACUCGAGUAUGCUCUCAACACUCGUGCCUAUGCUUUCUGGACCCAGAGUGAGCGGCGCAGAGCAUCUGGAGGGCUUUCACUGGAGGAACUAAGAAGGAGCAUGCAGUUCUCUCCCAUCGAUCGAAAUGGGUAUGUGUCUGAUCCCAUGAGCACCAUGAGAUUCUGUUCUUCCCUCAGCAGCAGCGGCAGCUUUGAGGAAAGUAACUGAACCCUCCCCGAGCUCCAAACUCUGUUAUUAUCAUCUUAUUAAUACAGAUAGUUGUGUAUUUUGUGACAUUUUUUAUGUGAUAAAUAAAUCUUUAGAAACUGCAUAUGAUGAUAAUUGAGGUUACCCGUUAUUGGGUUAUAACAUACAGUCUAUGCAUGAUCUGUUUGUGAACUGUAACUUAGUUACACUGUUUUUUAAAAACUUUGUAAAACAAAGUUUUCUCUUUAUUCUUGUUCUUGACGAUAAAUCUAAAUGUAAAGAAAUUUUUUUGUCAAAAA
Messenger RNA from Oreochromis niloticus (Nile tilapia), 3036 nucleotides. It is a transcript of the gene tnni3k, whose product is annotated as TNNI3 interacting kinase. The coding region runs from base 251 to 2758 and encodes 835 amino acids. Gene Ontology annotation, molecular function: protein kinase activity; protein binding; ATP binding. The transcript is spliced from 25 exons. NCBI's taxonomy places the organism in Eukaryota, Metazoa, Chordata, Actinopteri, Cichliformes, Cichlidae. The record is from RefSeq and is a predicted model, not a curated record. Gene Ontology annotation, biological process: protein phosphorylation; proteolysis.